Anastrepha obliqua is the source of this 6100-nucleotide messenger RNA. RefSeq lists its product as uncharacterized. The record is from RefSeq and is a predicted model, not a curated record. Lineage: Eukaryota; Metazoa; Arthropoda; Insecta; Diptera; Tephritidae. The transcript is spliced from 4 exons. Bases 680 to 5158 code for a protein of 1492 amino acids.
CCAGAAAAAGCAAGAAAAGCACCAGCAACUGAAUUACGAUUACAACAAUUUUUAGCUUUUAACUACGCUCAAGUUUAUUAUUACUUCAAAAGCGAAAAAAAUAUCGAAAGUAUUUUACCGCUCCAACAACGCGACUCCCCGCUUCGCAGCUCUGCCAUUCACCAUGUAAACACAAUUGGCUCAAACGCCGCUGUUUCUUUCCAAUUUUUACAACUCCAUUCAUUCAGCCUAAGCAAGCGAAAAAAAAUAAAAAAUUAUAUUAAAUAAGUAAAUGCUUGCCACUUAACAUCAUUUCGUUUCUUUCCAACUAAUGAAAAUUAUUUCGAAUGAUCGAAAGUUUAAUUUCCAAACCACAAAUAACAAAAUUACCUACUUAUAUAAUAUCUAAUUGUUUUCCGGAAAAAGUAAAUCACCUGCAAUUUCGUUAUAAAACAAUUUAAUCAGAAAAUACUGCAAUAUUUCGAAGCACUUCAAUCACUUUCAAUCGUUAUUAAUAUCAGAAACUUAGGUGAAGAAGGUGAAAAGAGGUUAAAAAUCAGAUAUUAGAAAACAAAAAAUCAUAACUCACUUCGAAGUGGCAUCCCAUUACAUCCAACUACUUACAACUUAACAAACAAACAAACAAAAAAAACGUUUUAACUUCAUUCAUACAACGAUUCUGUGAUAAAAGAACCAAAAGAUGAAGUCGUUGACCUUGCAUUUCACUGCACUACUUCCGCUGCUGUCGCUGUUAUUGCUAAUAUCACAACACGCGCCCGCUGACGCAUUGCGGCCAGGCACAAUGGCUACGCCAGCGGAGGUGGAUAAGUCAACUUCCGCGCCCAUCAAUAAACGAACCACAUCGACAACAACACAACAGCCACCAUCGUUGCGUGCACCACGACUUAUGCGCACUCCGCGCCCCACCACAGUGAUGACGCAUCCAACAACAAGAACAUCAACAACUAAAACUACAACGGCCAGAACUACUACUAAACCAGUAGCACUGCUCGUGACCAAACUACCACCAUUCAAGCAAACAGCGCGCCGUUCAGCACUCGACUCCAAAAACAAUGCCGGAACAGCACCUACAACAGCGCGUCUGGCGCGCACCGCCGAUAGGAGCGUAUCGCCAAAUGUACGCCAAAAUCGUAGUUUUCUCAGCGCCACAGCGACGCAAAACUCGCAGACCAGCAAUGCGGCGGCGGCGGUCGGUAGGAGUGUUGAUGCGAACAAGACAUACAAACAAAUUGACAAUCGCCAAAUAAAGCGUGUGGCCUACAAAAACAAUAACAAACAACAAAAUGCCAGCGCUAAUGCAACGCGCACGAGCACCACAGCUAAGGCACCACAUGCGCCGGCAAUUCUAUCAUCAACAGCUUUAUUGUCGCCAUCGGUGACGUCUACUACGGCAGCCAACGUGAACACUCAUCGUCACGCCGGCGAUGCACGUCAGACGACGUCAUCAAUAGAUUGCGCGCCAAACGAUGCUGUGACGAAUCAUAACAAUCAACCACUCCUUCAGCGCCAGUCAAAGCAAGUCGCUGCUCUUGCGGCGCAUGGUAACGCGGAACGCGCGACGCCACCACGGCAGACAUACAUCAACGGUGUCGACACGGCGAAUUCAACGCGUCUGCCACAAACACCAAAAACGCCCCGCAUGAUACAGCGGCUUGUGGCUGGACAUAUACAAAACGCCGAGGGCCGUUCCACUUUUCAAGUCUCCGCUGUUACUUCAAAUAGCACCACAACGAAUUCAGUAACAACUCACAAGCCCUCAUACCAGUACGCGCGCUCCAAGGGAGGGCAGUUAGCCAUGAGCAGCUCAUAUCGGUUGGCGAAAGUGAGCACCACUCCUGCAACAACAACGAAUACCGCAACAACGACAACAACUGCAGGUCCAUUUCAUGUAGGCGCCGAUCGUGAUGAUUACGAUUAUGAUGAGGCGCUGCUGGAAGAUGCAGGAGAUUUUGAAAAUUGGGAUAAUGGCAUUUUACGGCUCAGUGCCGGCUCAGGAAAAGAGAAUAUCGUUAAGCCGAACAAGAACAAAGAUGAAUCAAAGAAAACGCUUUCGGACCAAGUGCGUGAUGGUAAGUAUGGAUUGAUUGAAAAGGAGAUAUUUCGACGUCCACCCAAACGGCCGGGUGUACUUAGUUAUUUGCCAAAUAAGGAGACACCCAUAGAUAAUGAACGCACAUUUGGUGGCUUGAAUGAGGAGGAUAUUUGGUUGGCGGAAGAUCAUUUGCUUGUGAUCAAGGGCGGUAAUCUGAAUGAGGGCGAACCAGACGAACCGUGGCCGCCCAUCGAUGACUAUGAUGCGCCCGGUCGACAAAUCAAGUUGCCGCCGAAUCCAAAAGUGCCGCCACCCUUUCCUGUCCAGCUCGAAGAGAAUGGCCCGCUACAGUUUAUCGGAAAUAAUAAAUUCACGGUCGUCUAUCCGGUCGCUAACGAAUCGAUACAAGUUUAUCCCGCCGGCGCGGAAGCCAACUACGCAUCGUCCGAAGGUGAUAGUGACAACGAGAAGAAUCUUCUUACCCGGCCGGGAACGGCUCAAGAUGCUGCACAAGGUGAGCCCGGCUACCUCUACCCGGCGCCCUCACCACCAUGGCUCUAUCACAACCAAACGUUUGUUAAUCCAUUCCUGAGCAAUGCGCGUCCCAUUACAUUCCCCAAUCUGGGCCCAUUUCCACUGGGACGUAACAGUUCAUUGGAGAAUUCCAAUGGCACCGAUUAUUUCGAUGAAGAUGACCCAUCGCUUUACUACCCACCGGCGUAUACAUUUGUCUACAAAAGUAACUACUCAAAUCCUGUGCCACCGGGGCCACUAGUGCCGGGCAUUGUCUUACCACCACCAGCCAAUCAAUUCAGUCGAUUGGAAAAAACAAAAAAAGUGCAUGCGCUAAGUCGACAUCGCGGCUAUGGCACGAGCUCUACGAGCACCACAAGUACCACAUCUACGACGACUACCACUACUUCGACAACCACUACGUCAACAACCACUGAAGCGCCCUAUCGACCACAAGUCAUCACGAAAGUACACCAAUAUGCGCCGAAAACAAUUAUCAUAACGCCAGAGCCACCAGCCGCCAUACCGCAUGUGGUGCCACCGAGUAAACUGCCACCUCCGCCCGCACCAACACCCACUGCAGCUCCGCCCGAGGUCAUCGAAGCUAUACCGGUGCCAGUCGCGGUGCACAUACCCAUCUUCCCCUCCAACAAAUAUCCGCAAACGCGACCGAAUGCCGUGGCCUUUGAACGCACAACGCCGCGUUAUAACCAGGAUAUGCUCUCGAAAACCAAUCCGAUUUAUUAUGAGUACUUCGAGGCUAAACGGCAGCCUACCAGUGUUACCACAAAUAUCAUUGACGAUUUCCUCGCUACAACAGAGAAGCCGGUGUUGGCUAAGCCAAUAAAACUGUACGCGACCAGCAAACGACCAUUCAAAUCACAACCGCAAAACCAACGUACUUACUUGCCACCACGGAUGCAACCGCAACGUCAGUACUUGCCACAAGAUGUGGUCUACAUCACACCCAAACCGGAGGCGGUGAGAUAUAAACGGCCGCCACCGGUGCCAGUAGAGGCGCCUGUCUACAAGCCGCGCCCACUGGAGAACUUCGAACAAGAAGUGAAUGCCAUACGCGAGACGUUGCGCUACUACCAAAAUCAACAGUUGCGCGAUAAUAGCAUACCGCGCACACCGAAAGCCAAACCGAUAUACGAAUUCAAUUUCGAUGCAUCAAGGAAUCUGGAACCAGCUCAGCCAACGGCGAGCGCAGGGGACUUCCAACCACCUGCAGAAUAUGACGAUGUACCCUUCAAGCCAAUGGUCACCUACAGUCCACCGGUUGACGAUGAAAACUCAUUCCAUGCCAUCGAUGUGGAGAAGGCAAAUGUGGAGCGGCAGCAACAGCAACAACGGCUGGACGAGCAAUAUCCGCAACAACAGCAACAACCACGGUACCAGUCAACCACCACGCUCGUGCCAGUGCAACCCGACGCACCUUACCAACAACCACAGCCAGCUGUGCAAGGUCGUCCCAAGAAGCUGCGGCUGGGCGCCAAGUAUUUACAACAAACACCGUUUUUGCCCGAAUAUCGUGCGGCGCCCGAACCGGAGUUGCCGCCAUAUCCAAGCACGCCACGCACGUAUGUCGCCACACAAACGCCAUGGGCUGCGGUCAGCCAACAGCAGGAGCUAAAUGAAUACGUACCACAACAGCAUACACCGCCGUAUCAACGUAUUGAGCGGCCACCGCAAGCUCCCAUUUCCCCCAAACAGCGUGGCUUCACUGGCUACUAUUACGGCGGUCCAGUGCUACAUGCGCGUCAAAACAAUCGCUUCUACGAGGAGCCCUUCCAGCAGAUCAAUGCGCGGCGCAUUGUCAACUAUCGGCAGCCACCGUCGCCACUGCCACCACCACAGCCGCAGCCACAGCCUGACUACCAGCAACAACAGCAGCAGCAGCAGCAACCGCCGCAAACCCUGUGGAGUUUGGAGAACGACACUUAUGUCAAUUACGCGCCCAAUCGACCGCCAAUCAAUCCAGAUGCAGAAUUUAUUAAUCCCUAUCAGCCAGCAUUACCGCUAAACCCCUACGCUGCGCAGCUGCAACGCUAUAACGCGCCGCAGUCGGCACCACCGCUUUCGCAUCAAUCGCAAUACUACGCGCCACCUGUGCCGCAACAGCAGCAGCAGCAGUUAGCGCCACAACGGCAAUAUCAACAACAAAUUCCAUUGCAUCGUGACAUACUGGUCAACUACCGACAGCCGCUGCCACCAAUCAAUCCGGAUAGUGAAUACAUUUCGCAUCCACAGGUGGUGCGCCCACAAGUCUACUCGCCAAUCUAUCGAUCAAACGACUAUCAGCGGCUGCCGCCACAAUUGCCGCAGUUGACCGCAACCGGCGAGCAGGAUGGGCUUUACUACAUAGCGCCGAAAUUUCGACGAUCCAAUAAUGGCAAUGGCAAUGGUAGCAGUAAUAACAACAAUAAUAACAACAGCAACAACAACAACAACAGCAACAGCAAUAAAAAUACUAAAAAUAGUAAUGCUGUUGGCAGUGACGGCAGUCAAAGCCAUGGUGGCGGCAAAGCCAAUGCAAACACAAAUACGCCAACGCGUAGCGGCAACGGCAACAGCAACAGCAACAACAACAGCAGUAAUGGCAAAAAAUAAGGCGUAGCAUAAGCAGCAAUGCUAAAAAGGAUUGACUAACAGCGUAGGUGGGCAGACAGCUGAGUUGAGUGGCUGUGCGAAAAGGUGUGCGUGGCUGCGAAGGUGUUUGAUUGAGUGCUUGUGAAUUUCGUGCGUGCAACUAUUUUCGGUUAUUCGCACUUCUUUAAUGGUGUUUGCAUGAUUUAUCUGUAUGUGUAAGUAUAUGCUAAGUACAUUUGUCUGCUGCCUGCCCGCUUGCCAAGUGCUCAUUAGUACUAAGUAAACUGUACGUUUUUGUUACGUUCAACAACGUCACCAGCCACCAGCCACGAAACCCAGGAAAAGUUUAAGGAAUAUAGACGCGCUCUUAUCCGCUGUAUUGUUAAGUGUAUGGCAUGUGAUUACGCUAAUAGGCAUAAGCAGCACUAAGAAUUCACGACAAAUGUACGUCUAAUACCUGAAAAUCAACUUCAAUGGGUUUGUAAAUAAUUUAAAAAAAAAUUAAGAAACUAAUUUUAGAUAUUCGAUGUACUAUAAUAUUAAAUGUGCAGAACAAAAUUAAAUAUAUGAAAAAUAUUUAAAAAAGAAUUUAUUAGAAAAUUAUUACAAAAAAACAAAAAUAUUUUCAAUUAGCUAGCAUUUAAUUAACGCUAAGUAGGUAAGAAAUUUGUAAACAAGUCCAUGAAAUAUUAUAAUCAGCCAUAACUGUGAAGAUUGAAACAUUUCAGUUGAUGCAACAGAAUGAAAAAUUGGUCAAUUACUACUUAAACAUAGCAACUAAAUGUAACCGAAAAUAUAAAAUCAUAAAUGUUUGUAUGUAUUAUUAUUAGUGUUAGUGUUAACAUUUAAAGUUAUAUUUGUAUCACCAAUUUAAACUAUUUUUAAUUAAUCAAUAAGUUUAUUUAUGUUACGAGAAAAACGAUAUGUGAAAAGUAAUUAUCCAAAAAUGUGUAUUUAAUCAUU